ACAAGACAACACACCCUUCAGCAGUUUACUGGUGCACCUGUGUCUCAGGUGUCAGGAGAGAGAGAGUGUUUAAGCCAAGCACUUUAAGGCAAUUGAAGGACUCCAGACAAGACAAGACAAGAUUUGUGAAUUUCACCACAAAGCCCUCCCAUCCCAUGAGACCUGUCACAUCAUGAGAUCACGCUACCUGUUCCUACUAGUUUACCUCCUGGGGUGCUGCUUUGGGGCAUCAAGGGCACAAAGAAAUGAAACCUGCGAUACAAGAGAAACUUGCGUUCAGGUGCCGGAUCCGACCGCACAUUUCCUCCAGUGUGUGGGAUUGCCAUCGACAGACACCGGGAGGGACCACAUGCAGAGGUUGAAAAGCAUGCUUGAGGCGACGAUGGAUGUGUACACCUUCAUGAGGUCCAGCAUGACAGGAGUGCCAUUUCUCACACUGCAAGGCUUACUGGAAUGGAGGCCCGGGGCAGACCCCCUCCAGAAUGAAGACCUGGUCCUGAUGUGGCUGGACGUCAGGAUAAAACCACUGCUGAAAUCCAUUACCAAACAUUUCCUGUCCUGCCUCAGCACCAAGAACUUCAGCUGCUCCACCUACCAGACUGUAGUGAGGGAGCUCAGUCACUACUAUUCUGAGAUGGAUCCAGUCAGACAAAAGUGGAUCUACACAUUCUUCAUGUACCCUUUCCUGUCUGGAGACAGGGUAGCUGGUUGCGUGAGCCCAGUCGAGAGCAGCGAGGAGUGGCUGAUGAAGAAUUUCGGUGCCUUCAGAGCCAUGGCCCGAAUGAAAGACUUCUCAACACUCAACAUGGUUUUCAGUGGAUUGGAGGUUCUUCACCUGCUGUCUCCAGCACAGAAGGCAGAGCUGCUGCUGAUGCCUGAGGUUGCUGGUUGGGACAACGGCACCUUAACCCUGGUCUUCCACGAUUUGCUGACAGGGGGCUCUGGCCCUCCUCCCACCAUGAGCCCUGAUGGGGGCCACAACUGGACGAGCCCUGGAUAUCCACCUACCUAUCCUCCGCAUCCUACAAAUGGCAUGGUCUCUCCACAACACCCCAUCAGAGAGGUUGUAAACGGGUUCAUGAUGGCUUUCAGACCCAUUGGGAGCUUCGUUCAUGACUUUGUGUCUUUCACACAUGAGAGAAAUGUUUCAGAAAUAAGAAGUACCACUCUGACCCAGUUCCUGCUCAACUGGACUCUGGCUGAGCUGGCAGACAUUUACCGGCCACAGAACACAUCCGUCAUUCCAGAGGCGCCAAAGUUUGAUGUGACGAACGUGGAGGACUGGUACCAGCAGGUCGUGAUGCCGGUGUUACGGAGGUUUUUGCCGAACGAUGAGAACCUGAUGCAUUCCAACAUCAUGCUCGCCUUCCACGAAGUGUUUUAUCUCGACCAUAGUCGGGACAAUCAAACCUCUGAAAUCCAGGAUGUUUGUAGCAUCACCCUUGACAAGAGCCCUUGUGGGCUGACUGAUGCAGUGGAAAAUGUGGCCUACGUUUUGCACUGCGCUGCUCGUACCAACCUGACAAUGUCCGAGGAGACGAUCAUGAGACUGAUCAUAGAGCUGACUGAACGUCUGAACUCACUGAUAAUGGAGUUGUCCACAGCAAACUUCCAGGAGGUGGUGUCCGACUUUCGGCAGAUCUUUGGUGAAGCAGACUCUCCAUCUCUAACUCAGGAACACCUGAAGGACCCGAACUUCAUCAAGCUCUGGUUCCAGGUCAAACUGAUGCCCCUCCUGCCUAACAUACCCCCAGCUCUCCUCUCCUGCCUCAGCACCAAGAACUUCUCCUGCCCCGUUUACCAAACCAUUGUCGCAGCUCUCAGCAAACACAUGAGUUUCAUGGAUGCUGAUCCAAUGUACAGUCACAACAUCUAUGAGCACUUUAUCUUCUCCUUCCUGCUGCAUCACAACACCUCUGACCCCCAGUGUCUCUCCUCAGCCAAUCAUAGUGCAGAGUGGCUGAAAGGCAACUUUGGCUUCUUCUCAAGAUUCGCCUCCAUCACUGACUUCUACAAGCUCAACCCCAAUUUCUCUGGACUGGAGGUUCUUCACCUCUUGUCUCCAAAACAAAUAGCAGAGAUGCUGCUGUUGCCUCUUCCCACUCCUCCGGAGAAAGACGUUGUUAUCAACCAAGUGUUUGACUUCCUGAUGAAGUCCCCUGAAAACUUCCCAGAGGUGCUACACUAUCUGGUUCAGCUCGCCGUCAAGGUCAACCCACCCUGUGGUGUCUACAAACACAUUUUGGAGCGACUGUACGUUGCCAUACCAUCUCUGCCUCCGGACCUGGAGCCAGGCACCUGGGCUGGCAUAGAUGAACUGCUGAACAUUGCACCAGAAGCAUGUGUGCCAGAGAACUUCGUGUGCCCAGUAACCGUCUUCAAUGCCACAAACAUCUGCAGAGGAAUCGACAGCUCUGACCUACAGUCGUACUUAAAUACAUCGACCUCUGUCCCCUGUUACUUUACCUUGGAGAAAUAUGCAUGUGCACAGCUGGAGAACCUCACAGCCGAUCAGGUGUUGUCCCUCCUGAGGUGUAAUCUGCCUGGAAACAGCAGCCACUCGAAAGUGCUGUGGAAGUUGGUGCUCACCAAACUCUCCUUUGUGCUGGACGCAGCUCUGGACAUCCUGGCCAACACGCCUAUCCCCGUGGUUGGUCCAUCAGCGUCAGAGGUUUUGGAUGUGAUUGGGGAGAUCAGAGUGUCGAUGCUGACUGACGAGCAGCUGAUGAACAGCAGUGAGAUCAGGAUGUGGUUCGCCGGACGUCUGAGGUGGUUGCUGCCAUAUGCAUCCGGAAGUUUUCUGCGCUGCCUGAGCCACAGAAACCUCAGCUGUCAGUCGUACCAGCAAAUACUGCAGGUGUUUGUCCAGCAGCUGUUUGACAUGAGCUUAAGCCAGCAACAUGUGAUCUUGAAGGAUUUCAUCCUGCGUUUCCUGUCACAACCACACUCAGGUCCAGGCUGCGUGAACAGCUCCACGGGCAGUGCUGAGUGGCUAAAGGAGAAUCUGGGUCCAUUUUCGAUGUUUUUGUCUCUCAAAGAGCUGCUGCAUCUCAACCCAUACUUCAACCCUCUGGACGUCCUACAACUCCUGACUCCAAAGCAGAGUGCAGAGCUGCUGGCGUUGACUCUUCCAGCUCUUCCACAUAAAGACGUCAUCAUCAAUAUGCUGUUUGAUUACCUGACUGAGCCUCCGGAGCAGAAGAAAUUUUCAGAGUUCCUGCUCCACCUCGUCACGUUUGUUCCGCAGGGAAACCUCUCCUGCUCAUCAUACAAAACACUGUUUACCAGACUGGACCUGGCCAUGACUAAAGUUUCUCUUGAUGUAGUUUCAGUCAUCACCAACAUCAAGACUGCUUUAUCCCAGCACAUACCACCAGGUUGUGUCAUUUACAGUGGAGAGUGCAGUGUCACCAUGACAAACGAAACCGACAUUUGUGUUGGAGUGAACAGCACAGAGCUGCAGCUCCACCUUGACAGCGGGAAAAUGAACGGACGUUUCUGUGACUUCACUGUUGAGGAGUUUGCUUGUGCCUCACUGUCAGCGUUAACAGCCGAGGAUCUGGGGGUGAUGCUGAUGUGUAAUCGCUCCUCCAACUCCAGCGGAUCCAGACCCGCCUGGAAGCUUCUCCUCUCCAAAGCCUCUCAUGUGCUCGAUGAAGCUCUGGAUCUAAUAGCCAACAAGACUCUGGACCCCAGUAAUCCUGCACUGCCAAUGGUUCUGGACUCUAUACGAGAAAUCCGACUGGACACCUUCAACAUGGUCAGCCUCAAUGAUCCGGCCUUCAUCCAGCUUUGGUUCAACCGCCGGCUUCGUCCGUUCCUGCCUGCUGUUUCCCCUGACUUCCUAUCAUGUCUCACCAAAAAGGGAAUGAACUGCAGCACCUACCAACAAAUUGUGAAGAUUUUGAGUCAUCUCCAGCCACACAUGACACUAGCCAGGCAAAUGUCUGUCUACACACACUUCAUUAAGGUUUUCCUGACCAGAAACAACACUGCAGAUCCCAGCUGCAGUUUACACACUGGCAACAGUGGAGUAUGGCUGCAGAAGAACCUGGGAGGUUUCUCUGUCCUCGUGUCCUUCCGCGACCUGCAGAUGCUCCUCUCCAACUUCUCAGCGAUGGAAGCGUUGCCACAGCUGACAGUCAGACAACUCGCAGAGGUGUCCUCCACACCUGGUCAGCUCACUUCUCCUGCCCAGGCUAACAUGCUGAUGACAUACGUCCCCAGCCAUCUACUCCCUGUCUUCUUUGAUGACUUCUCGCCUGCCAUCAUGGGUCAUGAAAACUUGAUCCCCUCGACCGUGAGGUCGGCCAUGUUACAGGUUGUGUUCGAUCGCGCAAACCUCUCAGAUCACUCAGUAAGCGACUCUGUUGUGUCGCUGUGGCUCCACAACCGACUGCGCCCCCUGCUGGUCAAUCUGUCACCCCUCCAUGUUGCGCCAUUCUUCAGAAUACUGGCAGGAAGGAACUGCAGUAUCGGGCAGCAGGGAGUGGAGGACCUAAAUUCAACAAUCUCAUCUCUCAGUGAAGAUGCAAAGAGAGGAAUCCACAACCACAUCAUUCAGACUCUCAGAGGACCAAUACCUCUGCGCUGCUACGGAGACAACUACAAUCACAGUUUCUAUAGCUUCCUGGAGCGUUCAUUCAUGGGAUUCCAGUUCCCCAACCUGACCACCUUCCUGUCGCUCAUGCCUCCCGACAGAAUGCAUCAGUUGGUGAACUCCAUGCCUCCAUCCGCUCUUGGGGAUUUCCUCCGUCGCCCUGACAUUGUCGACAAUGAUACACAGCUCUGUGUGCUCUACCACAACUACAUCCAGAUACCAAUGUUCCUGGAGACCGAGUCUCUCCCGGUGGUGGUGGGGCGACCCACACUGUCUUGCUUCUGGCCCACGGCUCUCAGCAGCUCCGAGAGGUCAGACGUCAAUGCUUGGUUUGACCGACGUCUACACAACUACUUGGUCUUCCUCACAAAGAGCAUGAUCAGCCCUGACGUCACGCACAACGCCACCUGUCUGGCCUUCCAAAAGCUCGUUUCAGUUCUUAGUAAAUACAACUACACUACUGCACAGUUUGGGAGGCAAGAUGUGUUCAACACCAUCAGGGCGUACCUCACCUCAGCGACGGUGCCGAGGUGUUACAAUCCCAGCGUCCCAGAACUAAACUCUACAGCCUGGUUUGUUGAGUACAUGGGCCCUUUCCUGCCUUUCCUCACUCUGGAUGUUCUUCAGACGUUUGGAUCUGCACAGGUUAUCCAGGUGUUCACAGUGAACCCUCUGAAUAUCGCCCUCUUCAACCACUCCACCUUACCUCUCAACCUCACCAACUACUACACUCAGCUUAUUUAUCUUCAGGACAGCAACUUUAAUCCCUUACUUCUGCCACUGUUGUUUCGGUGUGUCGCUCCUGGUCCAGCGUUCAGCCAGCUGACUGCAGCAGAAAGUAUGAUAGUGCUGUACAACCUGACCACUCUCUGCACAAACCUGGACCCACAGGUUUCCGCAGCUUUGGCGGGUAACCUUGGUAACAACAUCGGUUCCACAGCCAUUGCUGCCCUCGGCAACGAAAGCUCCGGCUUGUCCACAGGCCAGAUCAAGAGUAUUAAGCCUAAGGAGCUAUUUGCUUCCUUGAGCAUUCUCAGCAGUGUGACAGGCUGGAACGAAGGCCAGGCCAAGGCCAUUAUUCUGUCUCUGAUGUCUUCAGGGGUUCUGCAGAUCAACAGCAUGUCGUCGUUGCUCCAGCUGGGCUCUCUUGUUGUGGGUCUUCCUUCUACAGUGUUCAGCGGUAUUAGUGGCUCCCAGCUUGUUACUGUAUCUCAGAAUCCUACAUUCAUGGUGUACCUGAUGUCAGCUCCACAGAUUGUCCGGGAGAUGUUUGUUACUCAGAUCGUAUCAGUGAACAGCAACAGUGAUGUGAUCAUACAGAACGUACCAGAUGAAAUGGCCACUGAGAUCCCUCGAGUUCUGCUGCUGGGCUUCUCAAAUCAAGGCAGUGUUAUCUCAAAGCUCAACAAGAAGAAGUGGAAACGGCAACAGGUUGAGUUAUUCUUCAAUGUAAUAGCUGCGGAAAAUGCAACUGCAGAGCUCGGAGGUCCAGAAAGUUUGUCAUCCUCUGUGCUGCAAGGGUUCACCUGCACUGCAGUGACGAUCAUUCGGAAGGUGCAGAUCAAGAGGCUGAUCAGAGCCUGCCGGAGGAAAGGCAAGAACAAGGUCACACUGGUGGAGACUCAGUUGACCUGCAUGUACAACUACAUUAAAAACGACUCAGAUGCCACCAGCUUCGACCUCUAUCCUCCUGAUGUGCUGCUGUACUAUGAUUACUCUCUGGUGCCACAGGCCAGCUGCAGGUCCUAUUUCCAACAGCUGGCGGAUGCAGACUUCUCCGUCUUCUCCUCCGUCCUCAGCUACAAACUGACUGCGCUGUUUGCUAAUGCCAGGAGCUGCCUGGGCAUAACAAACACGAGUUUGACGAAGGAUAAUAUAUUGGUGUUGGGGAACAUGUGCUGCACUCUGGAUGGCUCCUACAUCGAGAACUCUGACCCCUCUAUUUUGGAAAAUCUCAAGAACUGCCCGGACCUCACUAAUGCUCAAGCUGCUGCUGUUGAAACCCUGCUGCUGAGCGGGAAAACACCGUACGGAGACCCAUCAACAUGGAAUGAAAAAACUCUGGAGGACCUCGGGAUGUUACCGCUGUAUCUGACCUCGACUUUCUAUGGCAACUUUGACAAAAAAACGAAGCGCACGUUCUUGAGGUACUUCCUGAGAGUUCUCAGACAGAACAGAGUGGACAGACAGAAGAGGAGGAGGCUGAAGGAAGAAAUAAGACUGUCCAUAAGAAAGAAGUCAAAGCGAUCUAUAGUUAAUGAGUGCACAGUAGGUACAAUCACCCAGGUGACUAUCAGCGAUGAGACGUUCCCCUUCAACUAUGACGACAUAAACCAGUUCAACUGUUGCCUCAGUGCCGAGACCGUUAAAAACAACUUGGAUGCCAUCACUAGCAAGGUGGACCAGCUGGAAUACCUGAAGAUUGUUCUCAGCAAGCUGGAAGAGGCUUACGCUGCCAACUCAACCGUCCCAGAGGAUCAGGUUCAGCUCUUAGGCCCAGCGUCUCGUGUGGCCACUAUUGACAACAUCAGCAAGUGGAGUAUUACUCAGCUUGACACACUCUCUGCUUUGAUGGACUCAUCAAAUGGGCAGUGGGACCCGAGCCUGGCUAAGGCCAUCAUCUCUAAGUAUCUUAGUCAGGCAGGGAAUAAACUCGGCAGUGCAGAGCUCAACGCCAUCGGAGGAGCCAACCUGUGCUCCCUGGACAUCGACGUUUUAAAGAACAUUUCCCAACAAAGCCUCAAAGAGGCCAGUGCCCUCACUGUGUCCAACUGCACCACAGAACAAAAGAGAGAACUGUUCACCAUCGCCAGCCAAGCAUUUACAGUGAACACCCGCUCAACUAUCCCUUUAUCCUCCUACCAGCUCACACAAUCUUAUGUCGGGGGUGCAACUUCAGACUAUGUCGUGAGAUUGGCGUCCUCCAAUGUCAACAUGGACAUGGCUACCUUCACCAGUCUGGAUGAGAACGUUGUACUGAACCUGACUGUUAAUCAAGUUAAAGGUCUUCUUGGCACCAACCUGGCAGAUUUGAAAUCCUAUGAAAACCAAACACUGGUACAGAGCUGGAUCAGCAGGCAGUUCCAGUCAGAGCUCGAAACGCUGGGCGUGGGGAUUGUGGGAGGUAGAGCUGACCCCACGUCCACCACCAACUCUACGACCACCAACCCUCCAAACACCAACUCUAUGGCCACCAACCCUCCAAACACCAACUCUACGGCCACCAACCCUCCAAACACCAACUCUACGGCCACCGGUUCUCCUGCUGCCACCACCGUUGCAAGCAGCUCAUCGUCAUCCUCAACCACCACUACUGGAUCCUCCACAACCACAGGUAAUGGUACCCGAAUCCGAGCAGACGCUGGCUUCUCCCUCCUUGUUCUCCUUGUGCUCUUCAUCACUUCUCAGCACAUUUUAGUGUGAAGAAACAGAACUCACAUGGCUGCUAAUCCAAAUUCAGGGCCCAGAAUCAUGAAGUGGAAAAGAUGAUGAAGUAAAGUUUUUAUUUAUCUCUAACUGAAGGAAAAUAAUGUUGAAGAGAUGAUGCAGACAGCCAGGGUUACGUCAAAUCGUAACUGAUAUUAAAUGGCUACAUAUUAAAUUGCAGUGCUUACUAUGAAUAAAAUAUUUCUAGUGCAAUAACAACACAAUAGAUGUAAAUAAUAUAUUCUUUAUAAGUCCUGCAGUAGAAAGAAUAUAUGCUGUGAAACCGUUUUUAUUAAGCUCUUAUAUUUGCUUCAAUCACAUUUUUGUUCUGAAGCUUUUUUCCUGAAGCUUCAGUUGUUUUAAUUGUUGAAAUGAAGGUUAAAUGGAAGAAAAUAAGGUGACAGUUUCUACUGUACUUAUGUUUCUGUAAUCCUGCGUAUCCUUUUGGAAUUAGUGCUUUCUUUAAGGCUUUCUUUUACCUUGAAAACAAACAGUAUGCCUGGAGUUUCUGAAUAAUAAAUACAUAUUGUUUAUCUUUGCACUAUGA
This is a messenger RNA of Toxotes jaculatrix (banded archerfish), 8573 nucleotides long. RefSeq lists its product as uncharacterized. Gene Ontology annotation, cellular component: cell surface. The coding region runs from base 173 to 8023 and encodes 2616 amino acids. NCBI's taxonomy places the organism in Eukaryota, Metazoa, Chordata, Actinopteri, Toxotidae. The transcript is spliced from 65 exons. The record is from RefSeq and is a predicted model, not a curated record. Gene Ontology annotation, biological process: cell-matrix adhesion.